AUUGCCCAGCCCACGCCGCAUAUUCCAGCGAUACUCGAUACAGCCAGUCGCCAAUUGCAAGCCCUGAAUCCUCAUAAAUCUACACUGGGGAAGAGAGAGAAAAACAAGCCGCCAAAAUGUCCAUGUUCUUCGGUCAAAAACCCCAAAUCUCUUCGGAGCAAAAGAUUGCGCAAGCAGAAGCCGAGAUUGACAUGGUCUCGGACAUGUACAGCCGCCUCGUCAAGUCGUGCACCGCCAAAUGCAUAGAUACCUCGUACCGCGAAGCCGAUCUCAACAAGGGCGAGUCCGUCUGCCUCGACCGCUGCGUGUCCAAGUUCUUCGAGGUCAAUGUCAAGGUUAGCGAGAAGAUGCAGGGAGAGGCGCAGGGAAAGCAGGGAGGAGGAAUGUUUGGCGGCAUGUAAAAUGUGAUGAUGAAUCGAGAAAGAGAGAGACUACUGGAAACGUAUGGGAUCUCGCGCAGUGGUAUAAGCUGCUGGUUGCUGAAUUUCAAGAGACGUUCGCGUGCGGAAAAGCAUAUGGCAACUGCCUAUAUUGCAGCUGUUUGAAGGCUUUGGAGGUGGGAGGUGAUCAACACACUCCGCUUUGGAUCCGGCGUGCCACAUACAUAUACUUUCAGUCACGAUCACCAUGCUCGGAAUCUGUACAAUACAAGCUUUAUGGUUUAGUUGGUUCACCUAUGUAAUCGGCGCAUUCCCGAU
This is a messenger RNA of Exserohilum turcica Et28A, 698 nucleotides long. RefSeq lists its product as uncharacterized. Gene Ontology annotation, cellular component: mitochondrial inner membrane. Lineage: Eukaryota; Fungi; Ascomycota; Dothideomycetes; Pleosporales; Pleosporaceae. Gene Ontology annotation, biological process: protein insertion into mitochondrial inner membrane. The transcript is spliced from 2 exons. Bases 117 to 401 code for a protein of 94 amino acids. The record is from RefSeq and is a predicted model, not a curated record.